UGCGGUCGUGGGAGGAGCCGGGGCGGGAGGUGGUGCCGCGGAGGGGACCCGCGGCCCGGGCGAGAGCUCGCCAGCCCCGCCGCGAUGCCCCCGCGCCCAGGACGCCUCCUCCCGCCUCUGGCCGGGCUGCCGGCCCUGGCCGCGCUCCUUCUGCUGCUAGGCUCUCGUAAGGGCGCCCGGGCCCAGGAGGCGGCGGCGGACGGCGAAGCAGAGCAGGACCCGCACGCCAAGCACCUGUACACGGCCGACAUGUUCACGCACGGGAUCCAGAGCACCGCGCACUUCGUCAUGUUCUUCGCGCCCUGGUGUGGACACUGCCAGCGACUGCAGCCAACUUGGAAUGACCUGGGAGACAAGUACAACAGCAUGGAGGAUGCCAAGGUCUACGUGGCUAAAGUGGACUGCACGGCCAGCUCUGACGUGUGCUCCGCCCAGGGUGUGCGAGGAUACCCCACCCUGAAGUUUUUCAAGCCUGGCCAAGAAGCGGUGAAGUACCAGGGUCCUAGAGACUUCGAAACACUAGAAAACUGGAUGCUGCAGACGCUGAAUGAGGAGCCGCCUACACCGGAGCCUGAAGCGGAACCUCCCAGAGCCCCUGAACUGAAGCAGGGGUUGUAUGAACUCUCGGCCAACAACUUUGAGCUGCAUGUUUCUCAAGGCGACCACUUUAUCAAGUUCUUCGCUCCGUGGUGUGGUCACUGCAAAGCUCUGGCUCCAACCUGGGAGCAGCUGGCUCUGGGCCUUGAACAUUCCGAAACUGUCAAGAUUGGCAAGGUCGACUGCACACAGCACUAUGGGCUCUGCUCAGAAAACCAGGUUCGAGGCUAUCCCACUCUGCUGUGGUUCCGAGAUGGCAAGAAGGUGGAUCAGUACAAGGGAAAGCGGGACUUGGAGUCACUGAGAGACUAUGUGGAGUCACAACUUCAGGGUCCGGAGGUGGCCCCAGAGACUGUAGAGCCCUCAGAGGCCCCAGAGCUGGCUGCUGAACCCACAGCUGACAAGGGCGCUGUGCUGGCACUCACCGAAAAGAACUUUGAAGACACCAUCGCACAAGGAAUAACCUUCAUCAAGUUCUAUGCUCCAUGGUGUGGGCACUGUAAGAAUUUGGCUCCUACCUGGGAGGAGCUCUCUAAAAAGGAAUUCCCUGGCUUGGCAGAUGUUACCAUCGCAGAAGUAGACUGCACUGCUGAACGGAAUAUCUGCAGCAAGUACUCGGUACGAGGCUAUCCCACAUUGCUGCUUUUCCGAGGAGGUGAAAAAGUGGGUGAGCACAGUGGAAGUAGAGACCUUGAUUCUUUACACAGCUUUGUCCUGCGCCAGGCAAAGGAUGAACUCUAGAACCCCUGGGAAGUCAU
Messenger RNA from Chionomys nivalis (European snow vole), 1355 nucleotides. It is a transcript of the gene Txndc5, whose product is annotated as thioredoxin domain containing 5. Gene Ontology annotation, molecular function: protein disulfide isomerase activity. Lineage: Eukaryota; Metazoa; Chordata; Mammalia; Rodentia; Cricetidae. The record is from RefSeq and is a predicted model, not a curated record. Gene Ontology annotation, biological process: protein folding. The transcript is spliced from 10 exons. Gene Ontology annotation, cellular component: endoplasmic reticulum. The coding region runs from base 85 to 1338 and encodes 417 amino acids.